AUUUUUCAGUCGUCAGUUGUCAAAUUUAUAAUUUAAUUGUUUAUGUGAUAAACACGUGGUUGUUCGAUUUGUAAAGUAAUUAAAUACGUACUAAAUUAUUGAAAAUGGUGAAAGUUAAAGCUAAGAAAACUAAGAAACAAGAUAAACAAGUAAAGGAAAUCAAUAAAGAAGAAAAUGAAGUUAUAUUACCGCCUGUUCGUAUGUCUGAUGAUCCUACACCUAAACAGGUAAAAUGGAUCAACAGACAAAGGGUACUUGUCUUUGCCGCACGCGGUAUUAACCAUCGCCAUCGGCAUUUAAUGGAGGAUUUAAAAAAAAUAAUGCCACAUCAUAAAAGUGAGUCUAAAAUGGAAAGAAGCAAAAAUUUGUACGUCGUGAAUGAAAUCAGUGAAAUGAAAAACUGCAAUAAAUGUAUCCUAUUCGAAGGUAGAAAAAUGAGAGACUUGUAUCUAUGGCUUGCAAAUAUACCUAAUGGACCCAGUGCUAAAUUUUUAGUCGAAAAUAUCUACACAAUGGGUGAAUUAAAGAUGACUGGUAACUGUUUAAAAGGUUCUAGGCCUCUUUUAUCAUUUGAUCCACAGUUCACUAAAGAUCCUCAUUAUAGUCUUUUGAAAGAACUACUCAUUCAAAUAUUUGGAGUUCCAAAACAUCACCCUAAAAGUCAACCAUUCUUUGAUCAUGUGUAUACAUUUAUGAUUUUGGACAAUAGAAUUUGGUUUAGGAAUUACCAAAUAUUGUCUGAAGAUGGAGCUCUAGCUGAAAUAGGUCCACGCUUUGUGUUAAACCCAGUAAAAAUAUUUUCGGGAUCAUUUGGUGGAGCUACUUUAUGGGAAAAUGCUAAGUAUGUAAGUCCCGCUAAGCUGAGGCAAGCAUAUAAUAGAAAGGCUGCUAACAAAUAUGAAAGAAGAAUUGAGAAGAAAGUAAUGAAUGAAGCUACUAGACCAGAAACAGGUUAUCCCGACAUAGAAGGAGCUGAUUUCUUCAAAGGUGAUCCCAUUAAGAAAGCUGAAGAUGCUCUCAUGGAAGAGGAAAUUAAACAAGAAAAUGACUCAGUGGCUGAUGAGAGUGAAAAUGAAACACCAAUGAAAACAGGUUUUAGUAUGAGGAUAAGCAGGCCAGAUAAAACCAUAAGACGUAAACAACUCAAAGCAAAGAGUAAGGCAAUAUCAGAUCAAAUAAAGAAAAGAAAAAAGUUCAUCAAGAAGAAGGUUAUAAAAAAAUGAUUUGAAAAAUAAAAAUCAUAUUAAUAAUUUCA
This is a messenger RNA of Vanessa tameamea, 1255 nucleotides long. RefSeq lists its product as uncharacterized. Bases 105 to 1223 code for a protein of 372 amino acids. Gene Ontology annotation, cellular component: nucleolus. The transcript is spliced from 5 exons. Gene Ontology annotation, biological process: ribosomal large subunit assembly; rRNA processing. Gene Ontology annotation, molecular function: rRNA binding. The record is from RefSeq and is a predicted model, not a curated record. NCBI's taxonomy places the organism in Eukaryota, Metazoa, Arthropoda, Insecta, Lepidoptera, Nymphalidae.